AUGACAUCUUUACAGCCUUUCGAACUUACAGAUUUAUUUUCACUGAAUAAUGUGAAUUUAGACACGUUAACUGAAAACUUCCCGCUUGAAUUUUAUUUCGAAUAUUUAAUUCUAUGGCCUGAAUUAUUCUUCAAAUCUUGGGAACAAACAGCGGUUUCUGGGUACAUGAUGGCAAAAACUGAAGGUAAGGCACAUGAAUGGCACUCACAUAUUACUGCGGUCACAGUUGCACCGGAAUUCAGACGAGUGUCUUUGGCCUCGCGACUGUGUGAUACCUUACAAGCAAUUACAGACAGUGAACCUCAUCAAGUUAAUUUUAUUGAUCUUUUUGUCAAAUGUAAUAAUCAUUUGGCAAUUGCGCUCUACGAAAAAUUAGGGUACAGUGUUUAUAGACGUGUUAUUGGUUAUUACAAUUCUGCUGAGGAUGGAUAUCCAGAGAGUUUAAAGAUUGCAGAUGACGAUAAAGACGCAUUUGACAUGCGACAAUCAAUGCCUCGAGAUCAAGGACGCAGUCUGAGGGCCGACGGUAGGCGCCAUCGUUGUUACCCACACGAUGUCAAGUUUUAA
Molecule: messenger RNA, 567 nt
Organism: Zygosaccharomyces rouxii
Lineage: Eukaryota; Fungi; Ascomycota; Saccharomycetes; Saccharomycetales; Saccharomycetaceae
Gene: NAT3
Product: peptide alpha-N-acetyltransferase complex B subunit NAT3
Exons: 1
Coding region: 1-567 (188 amino acids)
Biological process (GO): N-terminal peptidyl-methionine acetylation
Cellular component (GO): NatB complex
Molecular function (GO): protein-N-terminal amino-acid acetyltransferase activity
Source: RefSeq, a predicted model, not a curated record